Molecule: messenger RNA, 466 nt
Organism: Scophthalmus maximus (turbot)
Lineage: Eukaryota; Metazoa; Chordata; Actinopteri; Pleuronectiformes; Scophthalmidae
Gene: ndufa1
Product: NADH:ubiquinone oxidoreductase subunit A1
Exons: 3
Coding region: 128-340 (70 amino acids)
Source: RefSeq, a predicted model, not a curated record
AGGAAGGAACCGGAAGGAACACAGGUCAUCUGUCGGACGACAUUUUGUUAGCCUCUUAGCAAAAUAAACCGUCUAGGGGAGUCUCUCUCUCUCACCCUCAGUCGCCUGACAGUGAAACUCUGUCAUCAUGUGGUAUGAAAUUCUGCCCGGCUUCGCCAUCAUGACCGUGUGUCUGAUGAUUCCCGGCAUCGCCACCGCACAGAUCCACAAGUUCACCAACGGAGGCAAGGAGAAGAGAGUCGCUCGGGUUCCGUGGCACUGGUAUCUGAUGCAGAGAGACAAGCGAGUGUCGGGAACAGGGGAGUACUACGACUCCAAGGGACUCGAGAACAUCCACUGAUGACCAGGAAUAUGAAGACCCCGAGGAGAAGAUGUUUGUUGUAGAUUAAAGGAUUAUAUUUAACAUUCAGCUGUGUGUUCUUUUGGUCUUCUGUUUAUCAAUUAAAUUGUUCCAUAGUGGAAAUCA